GUUUUGCAAGUAUGUGAUUUCAUUGAAGUGCAAGUGUGUGAUUUUGUUGAAGUGCAAGUGUGUAGUUAUAUUGAAGUGCAAAUAUGUAGUUUUGUUAAAAUGCAAAUAUAUAGUUUUGUUAAAGUGCAGGUUUUGCAAGUGUAUGAUUUUGUUGAAGUGCAAGUGUGUGAUUUUGUUGAAGUACAAGUGUGUAGUUAUAUUGAAGUACAAGUGUGUGGUUUUAUUGAAGUGCAG
This is a messenger RNA of Dentiscutata erythropus, 234 nucleotides long. The record is from the annotation of a GenBank genome assembly. NCBI's taxonomy places the organism in Eukaryota, Fungi, Glomeromycota, Glomeromycetes, Diversisporales, Gigasporaceae.